Hyaloscypha bicolor E is the source of this 900-nucleotide messenger RNA. RefSeq lists its product as uncharacterized. Lineage: Eukaryota; Fungi; Ascomycota; Leotiomycetes; Helotiales; Hyaloscyphaceae. The transcript has 3 exons. The record is from RefSeq and is a predicted model, not a curated record. Bases 333 to 707 code for a protein of 124 amino acids.
UCCCACUCGUGUUGUCUGGUGAAGUGUGUGACUUGCAGUCUCCUAGUUGGGACCAGUCGUUCUUACCUUCUUUAAUUGGUCUCCUUGCACUUCACUCAUUUGUGCAAGAAAUUCCAACAACGGUCUUUACAUUCACUCCUGCAGGACCAGAGGUCACAGCCUUGCCUGGGCGGUUAUCGGAGGGCAUCAGCGGUCGAUAAGGGGGACUUCCUAACUUCGGCAUCCAGAGUGAAUCGGAAGGCUGGAUGAACGAUACUUCGGAGAGAUCGGUCGCUCCUCGACACCUCCACUUCUCAACAUCUCACCACCACAAUCCUCGAUAGACCGACAAGAUGGGGAGACCAAGAGCUCAUCGCCCGCAUGUCAAGCGGCCUUCGCCUCUGCAGCAAGUCCACAGCACGAGACCUCUCUCGCAAGCUCCUGAGCCCGAGGCUGCUCCCCCGGCGGUUGGGUUGGUCAGAGAUCCGCACUUCUGGAAGAGAUUCUCGACUGCAGUACACAUGUCAGAAGUUACCGGGGAUGUGGAGCAAGGCUUGCAGAAGAGCGAAAAGACCAGCGUUGGUACGAAGGACGAAUGGCUUGCACAACAGCACAGAGAGAAGAGACACUGUCGGGUUUUAUGUGCGAGCAUCACAAGCGUUGUCGUUCUGCUCGUCAUCGCGGCAGCAAUUGUGGGAUGGUACUUCACGAAGGUCAGGAAGAUAUGAGAGACACCACGGUGGACGAAAGCACGAUAACGAAGGAUGGAGUAAUGACCGCCUGGACGAGUGCCAUCGAAUCAACAAACCUGGCAAGUUAGGAGCAAGAACCUAUGUGUAGACUCUUUACCGGCGAAGAAAUCGCUGAGGAAAUAUUCUCCAACCUUUGGGGGAAAACCCAAAAUGUGUAUUGAUGAUCAGA